AUGAAUGCUUGCACCGAGAAAGACAGAGCGAUGGCAUUUGUAGAGCCAUAUUUCGGCGGGCGCGCAUUCAGACCGAGGUAUUGCGCCACAAUAUCCCUGAGGGAACUCGGCGAAACUCCCAGUGUCUGGUUCAAAAAUCGAAGAGCGAAAUGGCGCAAACGGGAACGAAACCAACUACACGAGUUAAAGAACGGUCUCGGUGCUGGCUUCAACGGCCUCAUGCAGCCUUUCGAUGACGGCCUCUACUCAGGCUAUUCAUACAACAACUGGGCAGCAGCUAAAACCGCCAACCACCUGGGUACCAAGAGUUUUGCGUGGUCAUUGAACACGGUGAACCCAUUGUCGAUGACCAGCCAACAGAUGUGUUUCAACCCCCCACCGACCACGCUGAGCUCGACUUUCUCUGCCGCGACCCCUGUCAACGGCGUUGGCCAAGGGUUGAACUCUCUCAACAACGCCGCAGCCGCUGCAGCCGUGGGCGCCGCCAGCUACCCUUACGGUUCACCGCCUGGAGCGCCGCCGUAUAUGUAUCGUGAGCCAUGUACAAACAGCAUUGCUUCACUUCGCCUCAAAGCCAAGCAACAUCAUUCCUCCAACGUACCCGGUUUGAGCUACCCAGUCCGCCAGAGCCCCACGCUUUCAGCUUGCCAAUACGCUGGUCUCAACGGUCCCGCAACAUGAGACGCUCAUCAAACAUUGCCAGAAACUUUUUUUCCUGGAAAGCAGGACGCUGAAAGAAAGAUCAACUCGAACUUCUAGAAAGAAAAAAAAAGU
This is a messenger RNA of Lytechinus pictus (painted urchin), 774 nucleotides long. RefSeq names its product pituitary homeobox x-like. Gene Ontology annotation, biological process: anatomical structure morphogenesis; regulation of transcription by RNA polymerase II. Gene Ontology annotation, molecular function: RNA polymerase II cis-regulatory region sequence-specific DNA binding; DNA-binding transcription factor activity, RNA polymerase II-specific. NCBI's taxonomy places the organism in Eukaryota, Metazoa, Echinodermata, Echinoidea, Temnopleuroida, Toxopneustidae. Gene Ontology annotation, cellular component: nucleus. The transcript is spliced from 2 exons. The record is from RefSeq and is a predicted model, not a curated record. The coding region runs from base 1 to 681 and encodes 226 amino acids.